CCCUCCGCCGCCAGCGCGUGGUCCCGGCCCCCUCCACCCGCUGUCUCGGCCGCGGCCAGCAGCCCCUGCCCCCCGGGGGACGCUGACGGCCGCCGGGCGCGCCGCCCUAGCAGACGGACAGGGGGCGCUGCGCCCGGCCUGGGGCAACCCGGGCCACAGGGGCAAGAAAGUGAGGGCCCAGGUCGGCCCGGGCGUGCAGGGGCCCCGGGUUCGCAGCGGCGGCCGCGGCCGCGAGAGCCGCACCAGCAGUAGCAGCAGCGCGAGUGCCGGGUUGAGCCGAGAAGCCCAUGGCGGCGGCGGCGGCGGCCCCGAUUCCUCGCUGACUGUCCGUCCGCCCUCCUGCAUUGAGCGCCAUGUUACCGAGCCAAGCUGGGGCCGCGGCGGCUCUGGGCCGGGGCUCAGCCCUGGGGGGCAGCCUGAACCGGACCCCGACGGGGCGGCCGGGCGGCGGCGGCGGGACUCGCGGAGCUAACGGGGGCCGGGUCCCCGGGAACGGCACGGGGCUUGCACCGGGCCGUCUGGAGCGAGAGGCUGCGGCAGCGGCAGCAACCACCCCGGCGCCCACCGCGGGGGCCCUCUACAGCGGCAGCGAGGGCGACUCCGAGUCGGGCGAGGAGGAGGAGCUGGGCGCCGAGCGGCGCGGCCUGAAGCGGAGCCUGAGCGAGAUGGAACUCGGCGUGGUGGUCGGUGGGCCCGAGGCGUCGGCAGCGGCCACCGGGGGCUACGGGCCGGUGAGCGGCGCGGUGAGCGGGGCCAAGCCGGGGAAGAAGACCCGGGGCCGCGUGAAGAUCAAGAUGGAGUUCAUCGACAACAAGCUGCGGCGCUACACGACCUUCAGCAAGAGGAAGACAGGCAUCAUGAAGAAGGCCUAUGAACUGUCCACGCUGACAGGGACACAGGUGCUGUUGCUGGUGGCCAGUGAGACAGGCCAUGUGUAUACCUUUGCUACCCGCAAACUGCAGCCCAUGAUCACCAGUGAGACCGGCAAGGCAUUGAUUCAGACCUGCCUCAACUCGCCAGACUCUCCACCCCGCUCAGACCCCACCACAGACCAGAGAAUGAGCGCCACUGGUUUUGAAGAGACAGAUCUCACCUACCAGGUGUCGGAGUCUGACAGCAGUGGGGAGACCAAGGACACACUGAAGCCAGCGUUCACAGUCACCAACCUGCCCGGUACCACCUCUACCAUCCAAACAGCCCCUAGCACCUCCACCACCAUGCAAGUCAGCAGUGGUCCCUCCUUCCCCAUCACCAACUACCUGGCACCAGUGUCUGCUAGUGUCAGCCCCAGCGCUGUCAGCAGUGCCAACGGGACUGUGCUGAAGAGUACAGGCAGUGGCCCUGUCUCCUCUGGGAGCCUUAUGCAGCUGCCUACCAGUUUCACCCUCAUGCCUGGUGGGGCAGUGGCCCAGCAAGUUCCUGUGCAGGCCAUUCAGGUGCACCAGGCGCCACAGCAAGCGUCUCCCUCUCGUGACAGCAGCACAGACCUCACGCAGACCUCCUCCAGCGGGACAGUGACGUUGCCUGCCACCAUCAUGACGUCAUCCGUGCCCACAACAGUGGGCGGUCACAUGAUGUACCCUAGCCCCCACGCGGUGAUGUAUGCUCCCACGUCAGGCCUGGCUGAUGGCAGCCUCACCGUGCUCAAUGCCUUCUCUCAGGCACCAUCCACCAUGCAGGUGUCCCACAGCCAGGUCCAGGAGCAAGGUGGCGUCCCCCAGGUGUUCCUGACCGCACCGUCUGGCACAGUGCAGAUUCCUGUCUCUGCAGUCCAGCUUCACCAGAUGGCUGUGAUAGGACAGCAGACCGGGAGCAGCAGCAACCUCACUGAGCUACAGGUGGUGAACCUGGACGCCGCCCACAGCACCAAGAGUGAAUGAUCCGUCCGCCACCCUGGACAGAUGGCCCACGGGAUGGCACCACUUAUUUAUUGUUGCCUUUUCACGUUUUCUUUACACACAUGUUGACGGGCCACAGGAGGGAGGCGGGAGAAGGAGUGGGCAGCUACAGGACUAUGCCCUCUCACUCCAGCCAAAGAAAUGGGCCUGCCUGCCUUCCCUCCCCGUCCUCCCUCACCCUCCUCCCCUCCUUCCUGCUCUGCCUCCCAUUUCUAUUGAUGGUGGGGCUCUCCUCCUCUCCCCCCCCCCAAACUCCCUGUGCCAGCUUGGCUCGAUGUUUGCCAUGAGUAUUAACUUACCCAACAGGACGGUGCCCCCCACACCCCGUUCCCACUCGCAGACCUUCUGUGGGACUGGGCACUGUGUCCUCCCCUGAGGAAGCAGUUUAGGGCCCUCUGUCCAGCCUCCUUGCUGACCCCAUGUCAGUACUAUGUCUGCCACAGGCUUGGUCAAAAGAGCUCUGCCCUUGCCCCUCAGGGAGCCAGCUGGGGAGAUGGGAGCUUCUUCCCUCCCGCCGCCUCCCUCUGCCCUUUCAGCUCCUGAGGAGCUGGGCCUGCGCACUGGGCAGGUUCCUGGGGCCACCUGCCCUGCUUUGCCGCUCCCAUGGACCUCCAGGGGCUCUGGGGUUGGAGGAAACCACCAGCGUUCCCUUCUCCCCCUUGUCUUCCCCCCUCUCCUCCCAGCUGCUUUAAAGUUGAUUUUGAACUUUUUAUUUGAGGAGACGAAGUGAAAACAAAUCUAUAAAUAUAUAUUUUUAAAAUAUUUAACUUUUUUUUAAUGGCGUUUUUCUCAUCCCCCUCCCUGCCCAAACUCCCCCUUCCCUGGGGAGCCCGGGCUCCCCAGAACUGGCUGGGCCCCUGGGGAACAGAGCUACCCCAUGAGCAAGGGUCCACCAGUUGUGGCAGGGGAGAUUCUGGGAUUGCCGGUCCUGGGUUGUUUCCAGGAAGAAAGCCCCCGGGGAGGAGCCCUCAGGCCAUGCCCCAGUGUUUGGGCUGUUGCUAGGGAGAGGGAAGAGGGAGACCAAAUAUGUGGGGUUCAGGGGGGGUGGGAGGGUGUCAGGUCGAGGCAACUGACUUCAUUUGUGCCACAUGCAUGGGCAUUGCAGCCUUGUGCACCCCCAGGCCUGCAGCUGCCUGGGGCUCAAGUUGCAGUGAGCAGGGUGGGGUCCGGGAGGUGGGGGGGGGAGAGCAGGACUGAGAGUGGGGGGGUCAGAAGUAGGAGCAGCUCUAGGGCUGAGUGCCGCAAUGGGGAGCCAGCAAGGGGCAGCUCUCCCAGGAAGUGAGCAGCUACUGUAACUUUUUUAAAUUAAGACAAAAAAAGCCUUGAAGAAAAUGACUUUAUUUUUCUAAGUGUAACCUCAGUAUUUAUGUAAUUUGUACAGGGGCCAUGCCCCACCCCUCUCUGCCCCCUGGGGGUAGUCCUUGAGGGUGGGUCAGCAUACGGGGAGGGUCUUUUACCCUGUGUCACAGCCGACCUUCACCACCUGUAUCCAGAAAGGAGGCUUUUUCCAGACUGGGGCAGCAGAUGGGGUGGCGUCUUAUGAACCCUACAUGGCUGCCUUCAGUAGGAACAAGCCUACUUCUGUGGUUAGAUGAGGGGGUGGGGAAGAUAUUUACGCACAGCCUAGGUAUCACCAGGGAUGAUUUGCCGACAUGUUUGGGAACUCCUUAAGCUCUAAUCCCCAUUGCUGUCUUGCCCCAGUCCGGGGUACUAAGAUGGAAGUCACCUUUCUUGGCUUUCUUCUGAAGAUAGCUGGGGCUUAUGGGUGACUUUCAAGGCUGGGGCAUGGCAAAUCAGGCCGGAGUGGGGGAGCUUGGGACUCAGGUCUGUAACUGCCCAGCCCCUUUCUCUGCUCGUUUCUCUCCACAACCACUCACCCCCCCCUCCCCACCACCCAUGGAAGGAGAUGUUGGAUUCCUUUUCUCCUUCUCACAAAAGACAGACCCAGUGAGUGAAUCAGGCAAAGUGCUUAAUAAUGUGUGUUGUGUGAGCAUGGCCUUGGGAAGAACGGGUGUCAGGGAUGAGGUGGCAUUUCCAUGUGCAGCGACCCUUGGUGUUUCCCUUCCUUGGUGGCUCUGGGGUGUGUGUGCGUGCGCGUGAGCGUGCCUGAGUGAAUGUGUGUGAAUGUAGGGUGUGUGUAUCAGUGGUUUCUACUUCCCCUGGGAUGCCAUCCCAGGAAUAGUGGACAUAGUCACAGUCCUAUGUACAGAGCUUUCUUUUGUAUUAAAAAAAAUUACUCUUUCAAUAAAUGUAUCAUUUUUGUGCACAGA
Messenger RNA from Dipodomys spectabilis (banner-tailed kangaroo rat), 4168 nucleotides. It is a transcript of the gene Srf, whose product is annotated as serum response factor. The coding region runs from base 354 to 1880 and encodes 508 amino acids. The record is from RefSeq and is a predicted model, not a curated record. The transcript has 7 exons. Gene Ontology annotation, molecular function: serum response element binding; protein dimerization activity; DNA-binding transcription factor activity, RNA polymerase II-specific. Lineage: Eukaryota; Metazoa; Chordata; Mammalia; Rodentia; Heteromyidae. Gene Ontology annotation, biological process: positive regulation of transcription by RNA polymerase II.